AUGCCCUCACUCAACUACGAACAUCCGAUAUCCAUUCCCAUCGACCAAAUAAGCUCGCAGCUAUCACUCGACACACGGCUACGGGCAGGCCCGGGCUUUGGCGAUGAGAUCGAGGAUAUCAACUUGGAUCUCGACGGCGCGGCGCUUCGCAAGGCCACGAUGUGCGCGCUGGAUAACUACAGCCAGGAGGAUGACUCCGCGUUCUGGAACUUUAUCCGGGGAAAUAACACAGAGGGUAAUGACGAUAAAAACAAAAAGAACGAAGAAGCCAGGGCAGGAGAUGGCCCGAAGGGCAAGGCUGGAACUGAUAGCCGGGGCAACUCCACCAAGGUGGAGGGGACCCCGGACGAGGACGGGGACUCUAGCGAGGACCGGUCCGGUACGAAAAAUGAAUACAAUACGAGGGACUGCUCUCUCUCACGCGAACAGAGCGGCUUCGACCCCCCGUACACGGCCUUUUCACGGUUACAGCGUAGUGUGAUCUUCGCUGUGAUCAUUUUUAUCGGGUUUCUUGGCCCCAUGGCGGGGAACAUAUACAUACCUGCGCUUCCGAUCCUCGAACAAGACUUUGCCGUGUCUACGACGACCAUCAACGGGACGGUAUCGGUGUUCAUGGCCGUAUUCUCCGUGGGCCCGCUUCUCUGGGCCCUCCAUGCGGAUUUCGGCGGGAGGAAGUUGUUGUACGUCUUAUCGAUGGGAUUGAAUGUCAUAGUCAAUGUGUUACUUGCUGUCAUGCCUGCCAGGAUUGGAGCGCUAUUCGUGUUACGCGUGGUGCAGGCAUUCGCCUCGAGCUCCGCGCUAUCCUUAGGCGCCGGUACGGUAAGCGACAUCACACCGCCGAAAAACCGCGGCAAGGCAAUUGCGUACUUCAUGUUGGGCCCUAACGCUGGCCCGAUUUUGGCGCCCAUUAUUGCUGGCUUGAUCCUAUUCGAUAAUGACCGUUGGAGAUGGUUGUUUGGUUUCACUAGCAUCAUGGCCGGCAUCGGCUUCUUGCUAGUUUGCGUGUUCCUUCCAGAAACGCUUCGGUGCAUCGUGGGCAAUGGUGAUGUCAGGUGGAGACUCGCAGGAUUCGCUGAGGGACGGUUCGAUGACUACACGCGGCAACCGCGGUUGUUGCUUAUGAAGAGCUUCGGGAUCCAGCAUCCCGUCUCGACCAGUCCUGAGUUCCGCCGGCUCUAUCCUAGACCGCCAAAGCCCAGCUUGAAGACGUACUGGGAGAUCGUGAAGGAACCAAACCUCACUAUAUGCUCCCUGAGCACAGCGCUAAUGUUCGCCACCUACUAUGGGUUCAGCGUCACGUUCGCCCACUACUUGAAACUUGACUAUGGCUUCAGUAACCUUGCGAUCGGCGCGUGCUAUGCCUGUCCAGGCGUGGCCCUAAUGAUGGGCUCCCUCUUGGGCGGUCACAUUUCCGACCGCUUCCGCAGGAAGUGGGUAGCCAAGAACCCCGGCAAGACCUUCCCGAGCUACAACCGCCUCAUCUCGCAGGUGUUUGGCAUCUGCGUCAGCAUGGCCGGCUGUAUCGGGUACGGCUGGGGAAUUCAAUUUCACUAUCACAUCGCUAUCGUGCUAUUCUUUUCUUUCCUAAUGGCGUUGGGUAUGACCUGGUGCUCUAACUCCACCAUGACCUUCCUUACGGAGUCCAACCCAAAAAGAGCUGCCGGUACCAUUGCCGUAAGCAACAGCUUCCGCAAUAUCGCUGCCGCCAUCAGCUCCGCCAUUAUUUUCAAACUAUGCAACGCCAUGGGCGUUGGAUGGUGUUUUACAGGCUUGGGUCUAAUCGACUUGCUAUCCAUGUUGAGCGUCUAUUACUUGAUCCGUAAUGGGCGCGAGAUUACAAGGAUAGCUGCUGAGCUAUGA
Molecule: messenger RNA, 1860 nt
Organism: Eremothecium gossypii ATCC 10895
Lineage: Eukaryota; Fungi; Ascomycota; Saccharomycetes; Saccharomycetales; Saccharomycetaceae
Gene: DTR1
Product: Dtr1p
Exons: 1
Coding region: 1-1860 (619 amino acids)
Biological process (GO): transmembrane transport; amine transport
Molecular function (GO): amine transmembrane transporter activity
Source: RefSeq, marked provisional